GGUCGCGGCUGGCGGGCGCGGGCGGCGCCGGGGAGCGAGGCCGGCGGGACUACAGGCCCCAGGCGCCCCGGCCCGGCGCGGCCCGGCGGACCCGUUGCAUCAGCUGGCGGCGGGGAGUGUGGCCGGGCGAGGAUGCGGCUCUACCUGAGCGAGGGCAGCGCCCAGGGCCUCAAGGUGGUGGCGGCGGCCGGGGCCAGCGGGGUCCGCGUGCGGCUGGAGCGGGUUCCCCCGGACGGUCGCGUGGUCCCUUUCCUCACCCACCCACGGGUGCCAGCCCUGCACCUGGACAGCGGCACUUUCCUCUUCUCCCCAAAUGCCAUCUGUCAGUACUUCUUCCUCUUAGCUGGAAAGGAACCCAACGAUCUCACCAAUCAGUGGCUUGAAUGGGAAGCAACGGAGCUGCAGCCGGCCGUGUCCACAGCCCUGUAUUGCCACCUGGUGCAAGGAAAGAAAGGAGGAGAGGUUCUGGGGGCCAUCAGGAAAACGUUAACCUACAUUGAUCAAAGCUUGACCAGCAAGGCCACGCCUUACCUCACCGGGGAGGCAGAAUCGGUAGCCGACAUUGUCCUGUGGGCCACCCUGUUCCCUGUGUUGCGGGAUGAAUUCUGUCUGCCAGAUGAGCUGGAGGCUCUGAGGAGCUGGUUCCAGACCAUGAACCUCUCGGAGCCCUGCAGAAGCGCCGUGGCGUCCGUACUGACGCCCAAGGGAGCCCAGGAGUUCAAAGGGUAUCUGCAGAAACAGCCAGGGCCCAGCCUGCACUGGGAGAAGCCAGCAGCUAACGAGCCAGAGGAAGAGGAAUUGGCCGAGCGCUCGUUGUCGGAGGAAGAAAUCGCAGCUGCCGCGGAGGCCUGGGCCAGAGGCCCGGCAGCCCUGCCCGAACGCUGGCAACCGGCAAGCCCUGUGCUGCCCGUGGAGGGCAAAAGGAACAUCCUGAUCACCAGCGCCUUGCCCUACGUCAACAACGUGCCCCACCUGGGGAACAUCAUCGGCUGCGUCCUCAGCGCCGACGUCUUCGCCAGGUACUGCCGCCUGCGGAACUGGAACACGCUCUAUGUGUGUGGCACGGACGAGUACGGCACGGCCACGGAGACCAAGGCCCUGGAGGAGGGGCUGACGCCCCAGCAGAUCUGCGACAAGUACAACGCCAUCCACGCCCAGAUCUACCGCUGGUUCGACAUCUCCUUUGACUACUUCGGCCGGACCACCACAGCCCACCAGACCACAAUAGCCCAGGACAUCUUCCGGCGCCUGCUGGAGCGCGACAUGCUGCUGACGGACACCGUGGACCAGCUGCGGUGCGAGCGCUGCCAGCGCUUCUUGGCCGACCGCUUUGUGGAGGGCACCUGCCCCUUCUGCAACUACGAGGAGGCCCGGGGCGACCAGUGUGACAAGUGCGGGAAGCUCAUCAACGCGGUGGAGCUCAAGAAACCUCAGUGCAAAGUAUGCAAAGACUCCCCGGUGGUGAAGUCCUCGCAGCAUCUCUUCCUGGACCUGCCCAAGCUGGAGGGGCUCCUGGACAAGUGGCUGGAGCAGUCGUGGGCCACGGGCGACUGGACGGCCAACUCCCGCUUCAUUACCCGCUCCUGGAUCCGUGACGGCCUCAAGCCCCGCUGCAUCACCCGCGACCUGAAAUGGGGGACGCCCGUCCCCCUAGAUGGCUUCCGCGACAAGGUGUUCUACGUCUGGUUCGAUGCCCCGAUCGGCUACCUGUCCAUCACGGCCAACUACACAGACCAGUGGGAGAGGUGGUGGAAGAACCCGCAGCAGGUCCAGCUGUACAACUUCAUGGCCAAGGACAACGUCCCCUUCCACAGCGUCGUCUUCCCCUGCACGCUGCUCGGUGCCGAGGAUAACUACACGCUGGUCAACCACCUCAUCGCCACGGAGUACCUGAACUACGAGGACGGGAAGUUCUCCAAGAGCCGCGGCAUGGGGGUGUUUGGGGACAUGGCCCAGGACACGGGGAUCCCCGCCGACAUCUGGCGCUUCUACCUGCUCUUCCUGCGCCCCGAGGGGCAGGACAGCGCCUUCUCCUGGACCGACCUCAUGCUGAAGAACAACUCCGAGCUGCUCAACAACCUGGGCAACUUCGUCAACAGGGCCGGGAUGUUCGUCUGUAAGUUCUUCGGGGGGCGCGUCCCCCCCAUGGAGCUGGGCGCGGACGACAAGCGGCUGCUGGCUCAUGUCACCCUGGAGCUGCACCAGUACAACCAGCUGCUGGAGAAGGUCCGCCUGCCCAUGGUGCUGAUUCUGGCCAUUAAUUUUGCGGCUGGGAGCCAGGCUGAUACCCCCCAAAACACUGUGAUUGCUAGAGUCUGCGCCCCACUCUGACGGGGGGGUGUCCCGUUUUCCAGGACUCGGGCGGGCACAGUGACGGGCGUCGCCGUCAAUAUCGCCUCACUGAUCUCAGUCAUGCUGCAGCCGUACAUGCCCAGCAUCAGCGCCACCAUCCAGCGCCAGCUCUGUGUGCCACAGGCCUGCAACGUGCUGACCGACACCUUCCUCUGCCUCCUGCCCCCCGGGCACCAGAUCGGCACGGUGACGCCCCUGUUUCAGAAGCUGGAGAGCGAGCAGAUUGAAGCCCUGCGGAAGCGGUUUGGUGGAGGGCAGCCUGAAGACUCCACCUUGGAGCUGAAGGCACAUGCUGCCCGCAUGGCCUCGGCCGACAUGACACCCCCUGGGCCUGGGGGAGGCGCUGUGCUGGCAGGGGACCCCCAGAAGGUCAAGGAGCUGGCUGAGGAAGUGGCCAAACAGGCCGACCGCGUGCGCCAGCUGAAGGCCAGCAAGGCAGAGAAGGGGCAGAUCGACGCCGAGGUUGCCAAGCUGCUGGAGCUGAAGAAGCAGUUGGCGCUGGCUGAGGGGAAGACCCCCGAGCCCCCGGCCCCCAAGGGGAAGAAGAGGAAAUAGCUCCAGAGUGCCUCAGGGUUCUCCCCCUGCUGGGGGAUCUGCACCUGCCCCCUCCAGCCCCAGAAGAAAUACCUGUGAGCAGCCCAGGCUGUGGGGCCCGGCCCAGCUCAGCCUCCCCUUUCGGGCCCCUCCUGCAGCAACUGCGCCGAGUGCAAGGAGCCCCUGACCUGCCUCCCACCGUUCCCAGCCCACACAAGGACCCGCAGAGCUGCUCGGGCACACAGGGUGUAAUGGGGGAAGCGCUGACCGCGCAGGGGGACAUACAAUAAAGGGUUUGCUAGA
Molecule: messenger RNA, 3189 nt
Organism: Chrysemys picta bellii (western painted turtle)
Lineage: Eukaryota; Metazoa; Chordata; Testudines; Emydidae
Source: RefSeq, a predicted model, not a curated record